Oncorhynchus mykiss (rainbow trout) is the source of this 8384-nucleotide messenger RNA. NCBI's taxonomy places the organism in Eukaryota, Metazoa, Chordata, Actinopteri, Salmoniformes, Salmonidae. The record is from RefSeq and is a predicted model, not a curated record.
GCAAAUUUGAUGGGCAUCAGUAAAAGUUUAGUCACUUUCAGGCCACUGAUGAGGAGGGCUAGUAUUUCCUCCUCUUCUUCUUCCUCUUACACAUUUUACACAGUCUGCAUUUGACAUUUCACAAUAUUUUGGAACCCCAUAAGCGCGUGCACUGAUACCGUUUCCGACUUUUCCCGAUCCCCCAUGCUGGGUUUCCCAAUAUUGGGCAGUUCGGUUCGUGUUAUGAGAAAUCCUUUUUGUUGUUGCAUAGCCUUAAGGCACCGCAUGAUUUCCAGCAGCCAGAGAGAGAGACAAUCGUGUGAACUGCUCCCACUUGAAGAUGGCGGUUGUGAUGCUGUCUGGGACUGGAGCACAGUGCUGGAUCUGCAUAGGACGAUAACUUGAUGGAUAUAAAGACAAUGUUCAGUUUUUAUUUUCUCUGUCUUCUGGACUGGACUCUUUUGGGAUUGUGUUAUUAGGGCAUAGGCACACGUUCAACACCGGCUGAAAGUGGACUGGUCUUUUCGGGGACGGGGAGAGCCAGACGGAUAGCCAUAGCUUGCUAGCUAACACAUUGAUGGUAGUCCAGGCUGGGAGGAAAGUGGAUGAAAAUGUCGGAUACCAAGGUAAAAGUUGCAGUCAGAGUCCGACCCAUGAACCGGAGAGAAACGGAACUGCAUACAAAAUGUGUGGUGGAUAUGGAGGAUAACCAAACUGUUCUGCAUCCACCGCCUUCCAACAAUAAAGGAGAAAACAGCAGGAAACAAUCUAAGGUGUUUGCCUUUGACCACUGUUUCUGGUCCAUGGAUGAGUCCAACAUGCCCAAGUAUGCUGGUCAAGAGGUGGUGUUCCAGUGCCUUGGUGAGGGAAUACUGGAAAACGCCUUUCAGGGAUACAAUGCCUGCAUUUUCGCCUACGGACAAACAGGGUCAGGGAAGUCCUUCUCCAUGAUGGGGAAUAAGAAGGCUCCAGGGCUGAUCCCCAGGCUGUGCUGCUCCCUGUUUGAGAGGAUCGGCCGGGAGGACAGCCAGGUUCUCUCCUUCAAGGUGGAGGUCUCCUACAUGGAGAUAUAUAACGAGAAGGUCCGUGACCUGCUGGACCCUAAAGGGAGUCGUCAGUCUCUGAAGGUCAGAGAGCACAAGGUUCUGGGUCCGUAUGUGGACGGUCUGUCACAACUGGCGGUCACCAACUUUGAGGACAUUGAGGUGUUGAUGUCGGAGGGGAAUAAGUCGAGGACGGUAGCAGCCACCAAUAUGAAUGAGGAGAGCAGUCGUUCCCACGCCGUUUUCAGCAUCAUCGUCACACAGACACUCUACGACCUGAAGUCUGGGAACUCAGGGGAGAAGGUGAGCAAGAUGAGCCUGGUGGAUCUGGCUGGUAGUGAGCGUGUAUCUAAAACUGGAGCUGCAGGGGAGAGGCUGAAGGAGGGCAGCAACAUCAACAGGUCUCUUACCACACUGGGCUGUGUGAUCUCUGCGCUGGCGGACCAGUCUGCAGGGAAGGGGGGGAAGAAUAAGUUUGUUCCUUACAGAGACUCUGUCCUCACCUGGCUUCUCAAGGACAACCUGGGUGGCAACAGUAAGACGUGUAUGAUCGCCACGGUGAGCCCAGCAGCUGAUAACUACGAGGAGACGUUGUCCACGCUGCGUUACGCAGACCGCGCCAAGAGGAUCGUCAACCACGCCGUGGUCAAUGAAGACCCCAACGCACGCAUCAUCAGAGAGCUCCGGGAGGAAGUGGAGAAACUCAGAGUACAGCUCUCUCAGGCUGAGUCUCUAAAGGCUCCAGAGCUGAAGGAGAGGCUUCAGGAGUCAGAGAAGCUGAUCCAGGAGAUGACCGUUACCUGGGAGCAGAAACUACGCAACACAGAGGAGAUCGCUACGGAGCGUCAGCAGCAGUUAGAGAGUAUGGGGAUCUCCCUGGAGACGUCUGGGAUCAAAGUUGGAGAUGACAAGUGCUUCCUGGUCAACCUGAACGCAGACCCCGCCCUCAAUGAGCUGCUGGUCUACUACCUAAAGGAACACACGCGUGUGGGUGCAGACACCUCUCAGGACAUCCAGCUCUUUGGGAUUGGUAUCCAGUCAGAACACUGUGUGUUGGAGAUCAGCCCAGACGGGGGGGAGGUCACCCUCACCCCUAUAGAGAAUGCCAGAACCUGUGUGAAUGGAACCAUGACUGUGUCCUUGGUCCACCUGUGGCAUGGAGACCGCAUAUUGUGGGGCAACAACCACUUCUUCAGGAUAAACCUGCCUGGGAGGAAGCGGCGCGAGCGUCUGAAGGAGCUGGAGAGGGAACGUGCGUCCCCCAGGGAGAGCUAUGUUGAGGUAGACGUAGAGACAGGCAGCGAGGCCUCCUCAGAACAGGACUACAGCUAUGAGUUCGCCCAGACGGAGGUCAUGAUGAAGACCCUGGGAAACAACGAUCCCAUGCAGAACGUGGUCCAGGUUUUAGAGAAGCAGUACCUGGAGGAGAAACGCACGGCGCUGGAGGAACAGAGGAUGAUGUAUGAGAGAGAGCUGGAGUCACUACGGCAACAGCUGUCUCCUGAGAGGACCAAUCAGCAUCAGCGAUCCAGCAGCGACCGCCUCACCUUCCCCACACACACACCAUCACACCACAGCAAGAUACGCCCCUGGACUGAGGAGAGGGACGAGCUGUUUCGUCAGAGUCUGUCCAGGCUGAGGGAGCAGGUUGUCAAGGCCAACACCCUGGUGAGAGAGGCCAACUUCCUGGCAAAGGAGAUGAACAAACUGACUGACUACCAGGUCACCCUCCAGAUCCCUGCAGCUAACCUCAGUGCCAACCGCAAGCGUGGAGCCAUAGUGAGUGAACCAGCCAUCCUGGUGAGGUGGAAAGGGAAGGGGACACAGGUCUGGACCAUCGACAAGCUGGACAACAAACUAGUGGACAUGAGAGACCACUACAGAGACUGGAAGGAGGGAGCUGAGGACACGCAUACCAAGCUGAACGACCACAAGCAGCACAGUGAGUCCUUCUAUGAAGCUCAGGAGAACCACAACCUGAUAGGAGUGGCCAACGUCUUCCUGGAGUGUCUGUUCCACGAUAUCAGACUACAGUACGCUGUUCCUAUCAUCAGCCAGCAGGGGGAGGUAGCCGGCAGGCUCCACGUAGAGCUGAUGCGUGUCAGCGGGGCGGUGCCGGACCGGCUGGAGGGGGGAGAUGACUCGUCAGAGAACUCCAGUGAGAGCAGCAUCUACGAUGUGAUGGACACUCAGGGAGAGAUGGUCCACAUGGCCAGGAAACUCACCUGCAGGGUGCGUAUCAGGGAGGCCACGGGGCUGCCUCUCAACCUGUCCAACUUCGUCUUCUGCCAGUACACCUUCUGGGAGGGGGCGGAGCCUACGGUGGCCCCGCCCAUGGUCAGCCCAGACACGCCAACCACGCCUCGCACCCCCGACGCCCAGUUCACCGUCCGCUUCGACCACUGCAAGGAGUAUGUGGUCCAUGUGACAGAGGAGUUUUUAGAGUUCAUCGCAGACGGGGCGCUGGCCAUCGAGGUGUGGGGUCACCGCUGUGCCGGGAACGGACGCUCUCCCUGGGAGCUGGACGCACUGCUGGCCAAGACACGCACCCUACGAGACAGGUGGAGUGAGGUGUCUCGUCGUAUUGAGCUGUGGGUUUCUAUCCAGGAGCUGAAUGAGCAGGGGGACUACUCUGAUGUAGAGAUGCAUCCUGGGAAGGACAUCGGUACUGGAGGAGUGUUCCAGCUCAGACAGGGUCACUCGCGCAGGCUGCAGGUGUGUGUGAAGCAGGUGCAGGACUCUGGGACUCUGCCUCUGCUGGUGGAGACUGUUCUGUCUGUCUCUAUCGGCUGUGUGUCAGCACGCUCCACCAAGCUACAGAGAGCCCUGGACAGCUACCAGAGGGAGGAGGAGGAUGGAGAUAUGGAUAGUUAUCAGGAGGAGGACCUGAACUGUGUGAGGGACCGCUGGUCUGAGGCCCUCAUCAAACGACGAGAGUAUCUGGACGAGCAGAUCAACAAGAUCAUCAACAAACAGGAGAAGUCAGAAGAGGACAUGGAGAGGGAGGCCAGGCUGGUGGAACAGUGGGUAGGGCUGACCGAGGAAAGGAACGCUGUACUGGUGCCCGCGCCUGGCAGUGGCAUACCUGGUGCCCCUGCCCACUGGGCCCCCUCUGCUGGGAUGGAAGCUCACUUCCCAGUCCUCUUCCUGGACUUGAAUGCAGAUGACCUGACAGUGACUCAACAGUUAACGGGACCCAACGCUGCCGGGGUUAACUCUAUCCUACCCAAGGAGCACGGCAGCCAGUUUUUCUACCUGCCAAUCAUCAGACACAGUGAUGACGAGGUGUCAGCGCUGUGCUCCUGGGACUCAUCCAUCCACGACUCUGUGCACCUGAACCGCGUGACGUCACCCAACGAGCGUAUCUACGUGAUCAUUAAAGCCACGGUGCAGCUCAGCCAUCCUGUCUCCAUGGAGCUGGUGCUGCGCAAGAGGAUCUCUGUCAACAUCUACAACAAACAGAGCUUCACCCAGAGUCUGAAGAGAAGGAUGUCCUUGAAGAACACACUGUACUCCUGUGGAGUCACCUAUGAGAUUCUGUCAAAUAUACCAAAGGCGUCUGAGGAGCCUGAGGAGAGAGAGACUCUGGCCCUGAUGGCAGCGAGGGGAGACGGUGAGGAGAGUCAGGAUGGACAGACCUACAUAGAGCAAUACACCAGAGGACUUCUGGAGGUGGAGAAUAUACUGAGCCUGGAGAGACUCAGACAGGCGGUGACGGUGAAGGAAGCUCUGUCUGUUAAAGGGAGAAACAUCAGAAGGAGCUUCAGCACCCCCAACGUACAGCACACUUCCUGCAGCAAAACAGACCUGAUUGGCUGGGAGGAUGUAGACUGGAAGGACCAUUGUGACCUUCAUCAGGAUGUCUCUGACUGCACUCCCCAGGACGGUGGUUCUCUGUGUGGGACGCCACUCAGAAACAAGACAGAGAAUCACGUGCGUUCCCCCUCAGGUCUGGUACCAGAGAGCCCCACCUUCUUCAACUCCAGCCCGUUCAAGGCCCUCUCUCCCCAGACGCCCAAGUUCCUCAAGUCUCUGCUGCCAGUCAGAGAGGAGAGCAAGACCAAGAGAGUCCUGGAGGCACGACCACUACUGGGACAGGAGAGCAUGCGCUCUUCAUGUGUGGACAGCUCUGUGCUGCUCCCCCCUCCCUGCCACGGCCAAGCCCCCUGGCGCAGGCCCAGAGCGGGCAGCGAGGGCCACCGCAGCCCCUCCACCGCCACCCUCACCCCCUCCACCCUCACCCUCAGUACCUGCACCAGCAGGAAGCUCAGCCUCACACUGCCACACACCGCUGACUCUGAGGAGGAAACAGACAUGGCCCUGAGUUUGGGUCUGGGCCCUCAGGACUUCCACAGCUUCCAGUCCUACAUCCCAGAGGACUUUGCCAACUUUGAGGUGUACAACGCUGCCCUGGAGAGCCAGGAGGGGGGGACGGGGGGCAGGGGAGAGCUGAGGGGGGUUCGGGGACAUGGUGGAGGGGGGGAAAGAGAGGGGGCUCCCCGGAGCCCCACCGCCAGCAGCUGCACCAGCGGUUACUUCUCCCACAGUGCCUCAGACGCCACGCUCUCUGACGUGCCAUUCGGGGCCAGCGACAGCUCCGACCAGCUCAGCGCCUCCGCAAUGGCUCAAGACAGAAAUGACCCUGACCGGGAAACCCACAACCUCCACCCCCACGAGUCCCCCUCCUUCCACUGCACCAGCACGGCCCGAGGCUGUGUCCAGACCAGAAGUGUCUCGCCGUGGGGUGACACCCAAACCCCUGCGUUUCCCCCCGGCGUCCCCUCCCAGCCCCUCCCCACCACCUCCCCCUCCUCCCCUGUCAGUAUUCCUAACUGCUCAGAGCAGCCACCCUCCCCCUCCUCCCCUGUCAGUAUUCCUAACUGCUCAGAGCAGCCACCCUCCCCGCAGCCCCGCAGGUGUGUCCUCAGCGUCAGCCAAGAGUUUACAGACUUCAAGGGGGCCGACGACGGCAUGGAGGAUCUGGGUGAGCUGGGACACUUCCAGUCUGGGGAUGCACCACACAUAUCCCCUGUCCCAGCGGAGGAGGAGAAAGGGGGCUCUGGCAGCAGGCACCAGACCUCUGACAAAGACCUGGUCGUCAUCAACACACAACAACAACAACAUACAUCUCACCCCGGUAACGCCCGGCUCCCUCAGCCCCACUCACACCUCCACAACGGCAAACAGUGUAUCGGCAGCGUAGCCAUGCCCUGCCCACCACCCUCCAGCCCGCCAGGCCAGCUAGCAGGAGGAGAGCCCCAGAUCCAGGAGCCAAUCCAGGGAGACCUACCUCCAGGGAGCCCCUGUCCCAGCCCAUGCUGCCCUAGCCCCAACCCCAGCAGCACUGAGGCCUCUGGGGACUCCUGCAGCGGAGACGAGGGCUCUGGUUCUCCGGUGGCCCAGCUGCCUGACUGGAUGGCUCCCGGGGAGCAGGUCUGGGUGGGGAAGAGGAGCGGCACGGUGCACUACGUCGGCGGGGUGGAGUUCGCCAAGGGGAUCUGGGUCGGGGUGCAGCUGGACCUGGCUGUGGGCAAGCACAACGGGACAGUCCAGGGGAGGGUUUACUUCCGCUGUCCUCCAGGCCACGGGGUGUUCGUCAAGCCCUCCUGUCUCACUAGAGGACCCCCCUCCAUGGACACCACAGACCCCCAGCCUCUGGUCCGAUAAAAUUCACUAAACUCCCCAAAUUCCCAGUCUUUCCAGGAAUCACGGUUGGAAUAUUCCCAGAAUCAGGAGGGAAUAAGAAGGAACUCCAGAAUCCUCAAACCAGCAUUUCUGGAAAACCUGGGAAUUUGGGGAAAGGAACUUUCCACCCAGGACUAUCAUCUAAAGGGGGUACCCAGAUCCAGAGCAGUUCCUACUAGACCAGGGCCAGAUCCAGAACAGUUCCUACUAGACCAGGGCCAGAUCCAGAACAGUUCCUACUAGACCAGGGCCAGAUCCAGAACAGUUCCUACUAGACCAGGGCCAGAUCCAGAACAGUUCCUACUAGACCAGGGCCAGAUCCAGAACAGUUCCUACUAGACCAGGCCCAGAUCUAGAACAGUUCCUACUAGACCAGGCCCAGAUCCAGAACAGUUCCUACUAGACCAGGGCCAGAUCUAGAACAGUUCCUACUAGACCAGGGCCAGAUCCAGAACAGUUCCUACUAGACCAGGCCCAGAUCCAGAACAGUUCCUACUAGACCAGGCCCAGAUCUAGAACAGUUCCUACUAGAUCAGGGCCAGAUCCAGAACAGUUUCUACUAGAUCAGGGCCAGAUCCAGAACAGUUCCUACUAGACCAGGCCCAGAUUUAGAACAGUUCCUACUAGACCAGGGCCAGAUCUAGAACAGUUCCUACUAGACCAGGGCCAGAUCCAGAACAGUUUCUACUAGACCAGGGCCAGAUCUAGAACAGUUCCUACUAGACCAGGGCCAGAUCCAGAACAGUUUCUACUAGACCAGGGCCAGAUCCAGAACAGUUCCUACUAGACCAGGGCCAGAUCCAGAACAGUUCCUACUAGACCAGGCCCAGAUCCAGAACAGUUCCUACUAGACCAGGGCCAGAUCCAGAACAGUUCCUACUAGAUCAGGGCCAGAUCCAGAACAGUUCCUACUAGACCAGGGCCAGAUCCAGAACAGUUCCUACUAGACCAGGGCCAGAUCCAGAACAGUUCCUACUAGACCAGGCCCAAAUCUAGAACAGUUCCUACUAGACCAGGGCCAGAUCUAGAACAGUUUCUACUAGAUCAGGGCCAGAUCCAGAAUAGUUCCUACUAGACCAGGGCCAGAUCCAGAACAGUUCCUACUAGACCAGGGGCAGCUGUCAGCGCUCAACAGCUGAGCCCCAAAACCAGCUCUUCUUCUCUCAUUCUCACCCUCCCUCUGUUCCACUAGACUUCCGAUCAUGUGUUCUGUCUGUCGGUAUGAACGUCUGCUUUCCCUUUAACAUAUCUGUCCCAUGCGUUUUAUGAAGGCAUAUCAUCGUUCAAUAUCGUUGUUCACUGAAAGUCAAACGCACACAUCCAAGUUUUCUGCUGCGUUAUUUUAGCUAGAGAGCGUGUAGAUGGAUAGACAUGACCCACACGUGUUUAUCUGACGGUGGUAUCAUUGAAUCAGCUCAGCAGCUCAUAUUCCUGUGCAAACACCAGAUCUUCCUGUAGAGGUGACAGAGAGUUGUCAUCUGGGGUGUGUGGAUCCAGAAUGUACUAGUGUUGAUAACUCACUGUUAUCCGGAUUGGUUAUCCAUGUCACUGUGAUAUGUCGUCAGGGGUUACCAAAGAACUAAGGUUUCAUAUCUGCUGUUUUAACUGGUGUGUGUGUGUGUGUGUGUGUGUGUGUGUGUGUGUGUGUGUGUGUGUGUGUGUGUGUGUGUGUGUGUG